Molecule: messenger RNA, 467 nt
Organism: Oncorhynchus gorbuscha (pink salmon)
Lineage: Eukaryota; Metazoa; Chordata; Actinopteri; Salmoniformes; Salmonidae
Product: testis-expressed protein 2-like
Exons: 1
Coding region: 27-467 (146 amino acids)
Source: RefSeq, a predicted model, not a curated record
GGCUGUGAGCCCUGUGGAGUGUGGUCAUGACCAGCCAGGGCAGCAACAGUAGCAGGAAGGACAGCCAUGCUGCUGACAGUACCCCCUCCUCCUCCACGCUCCCCCGCCCGCCCCCAGGCCCCAAGCUGCAGGUGCAGCGCUCUCUCUCCCGGGACACCAUCACCAUCCACUUCUCCGCCCUGGGACAAGAGGAGGACGAGGAGCUGUAUGGGUUUGGGGCGUCUGUGUCAUCAUCCUCCCCAGGAGAGGAGUCAGAAGGGCUGGGUGGGAUGGGGGUGAGGACUGAGGACCAGGGCAUCGUGACGGCCUUGGAAGCCAGCGAGGGUCUACUGUUUGAGGCUGGAGGGAUUGGGACCACCACUACCAUUGAUGUGUCCUCUACUACUCUACCCCACAGCCCAGCACUGCCCAUCCUCCUCCACGCACACCCCCUCCAGUCCCCCCGCUUGCUCCUCCUGGCCCUCUGA